Messenger RNA from Penicillium expansum, 663 nucleotides. RefSeq lists its product as uncharacterized. The record is from RefSeq and is a predicted model, not a curated record. Lineage: Eukaryota; Fungi; Ascomycota; Eurotiomycetes; Eurotiales; Aspergillaceae. Bases 1 to 663 code for a protein of 220 amino acids. The transcript has a single exon.
AUGCCCACAUACAAGAGAAAGUGUGAUACAGUCGCAAACAACGUCUACACUACCGAGCAAAGAAUGAGCAUUGAGCAGUGGCUUGAGGAUACUACGAAAAGAAUUGAGGGCCCCGCGAUUUCACUAGGAUUUAAUAUUUCUCCAAAGCGCCUAGGCGGCUUGGAACAGCGGUCUGACAUGAAUAAAGAACUUUUGGAGAGAGAUUAUGGACAAGGAGACAAAAUUGUGGAUAUGAUCGGAGCUCUGAAUGAGACGGUCCACAGACAAGAAGAAGAAAGACUUGAGGAGGAAUCUGAAUUGCAGGAGAAUGUCCUCCAAGAAAAUAUUACUAGAUUGCAAGAGCAGCUCAGCAUGCAGGAUUCUUUUCAACAACACAGCGGCUUAAAAUCCAGGCUCAGCAUGCAUGAAAAGUUGCUAGAGGUUACCGACCAACAAAUACACACACAGCAAAAGCUCAUAAAACACUUGCUUGAAGCGCAUGCCUCAACUUCACGACAACUUGCCCUUAUCUCACAAAAGCUUUCACAACAACCAGAACAAUCUGCGCAACAGCCACAAGUGGAAGAAGCCGAGGGGCAGCAAUCUAAUCCGGGAGGAGCCAACACAAUUACAGAUGAUUCUGAAUAUAUCUUCGUCUCGGAAGAUGAAGCCACCCUUAGUUGA